This is a messenger RNA of Perognathus longimembris pacificus (Pacific pocket mouse), 578 nucleotides long. Its product is annotated as hemoglobin subunit alpha. Lineage: Eukaryota; Metazoa; Chordata; Mammalia; Rodentia; Heteromyidae. Gene Ontology annotation, molecular function: iron ion binding; heme binding; organic acid binding. Gene Ontology annotation, cellular component: hemoglobin complex; blood microparticle; haptoglobin-hemoglobin complex. The coding region runs from base 61 to 489 and encodes 142 amino acids. The record is from RefSeq and is a predicted model, not a curated record. The transcript is spliced from 3 exons. Gene Ontology annotation, biological process: oxygen transport; hydrogen peroxide catabolic process.
UGGCGGCCGCGAGGGACCAGCACACUUCUGAUUCUGACCUAGACUCAGAAAGGAUCCACCAUGGUGCUGUCUGCGACCGACAAGGCCAACGUCCAUGCCGCCUGGGACAAGGUUGGCGGCCACGGUGCCGAGUACGGCGCGGAGGCCCUGGAGAGGAUGUUCCUGGGCUUCCCCACAACCAAGACCUACUUCCCUCACUUCGACGUGAGCCACGGCUCUCCCCAAGUCAAGGCCCACGGGAAGAAAGUCGCCGAAGCGCUAGCCAACGCCUCGAGCCACCUGGACGACCUGCCCAACGCUCUGUCCGCCCUCAGCGACCUGCACGCCCACAAGCUGCGCGUGGACCCGGUCAACUUCAAGCUUCUGAGCCACUGCCUGCUAGUGACCCUGGCCAACCACCACCCGGAUGACUUCACCCCUGCGGUCCACGCCUCCCUGGACAAGUUCUUCGCCGCUGUGAGCACUGUGCUGACCUCCAAAUACCGUUAAGCUGGAGCCCCGGCGGCCCUCCGGCCGGCCUUAUCCCCUCCUCGCAACUUCACCUCUUGGUCUUAUGAAUAAAGUCUGAGUGGGCGGCA